Molecule: messenger RNA, 774 nt
Organism: Morchella importuna
Lineage: Eukaryota; Fungi; Ascomycota; Pezizomycetes; Pezizales; Morchellaceae
Exons: 1
Coding region: 1-774 (257 amino acids)
Molecular function (GO): nucleic acid binding
Source: RefSeq, a predicted model, not a curated record
AUGGAGCAAUACUUACGGGGCUACGUCAACUACCAACAGGAUAACUGGGCAGAGUUUCUCCCCCUGGCAGAAUUCGCGCAUAACAAUGCCUCUACGGAACCGUUGGGAGUCAGCCCGUUCUUUGCCAACUAUGGGUAUAACCCCCAACUAGACGUCCUCCCUGCUGAAGAAACGCGCAAAGUCACGCCGAAGGAGGUAUUGGAAUUUGCGAACGCAAUCUCCACCUUACAGGCUGCACUGCGAUCAGAGAUCCUGUAUGCACAAGCCGCCGCCGCCGAGAGUGCAAACGCCGCCCGACUUCCAGAGCCCCGACUCGAAGUAGGAGAUAUGGUAUGGCUAUCGAGAAAACACAUACGCACCACUAGGCCAUUGGACAAACUAGAUCACAAACGGCUAGGGAAGUUCAAAAUACUCGAACGCAUUGGAUCACAUGCCUACCGCUUGGAACUCCCCGCCUCGAUGAAGUCCCACCCCGUAUUCCACGUUUCAUUGCUAGAACCUGCUCGGACCCAACCUUUGCCAGGCCACAUACAACCACCACCGCCCCCGGUAAUCGUUGAAGGGGAGGAGGAGUUUGAAGUACAGGAAGUACUGGACUCCCGAAUACGGCAUCGGCAAUUACAAUACCUAGUCAAAUGGACCGGCUACGAACAACCCGCCUGGGAACUGGCUCGGAAUCUCGAUGCGGAAUUAGGGGCACUGCAACGCUUCCGCUCCCUAUAUCCCAACAAGUCCGCGGCAAUCCUUAAGAGAACCUUGCGUAGGAAAGUAUAG